Cynocephalus volans (Philippine flying lemur) is the source of this 3675-nucleotide messenger RNA. RefSeq names its product TRAF3 interacting protein 1 (gene IFT54). The record is from RefSeq and is a predicted model, not a curated record. Gene Ontology annotation, molecular function: microtubule binding. Lineage: Eukaryota; Metazoa; Chordata; Mammalia; Dermoptera; Cynocephalidae. Gene Ontology annotation, biological process: intraciliary transport; regulation of microtubule cytoskeleton organization; cilium assembly. Gene Ontology annotation, cellular component: axoneme; ciliary basal body; centrosome. Bases 47 to 2053 code for a protein of 668 amino acids. The transcript is spliced from 16 exons.
CCGGGCUUAGGCACGGCCGGGCGGGCUGAGGGACGCGGGCGCCGCCAUGAACGCGGUUGUGGUGAGGCGGACGCAGGAGGCGCUGGGGAAGGUGAUUCGGAAGCCGCCGCUGACGGAGAAGCUGCUGAGCAAGCCCCCGUUCCGCUACCUGCACGACAUCAUCACGGAGGUGAUUAGAAUGACUGGUUUCAUGAAGGGCCUCUACACAGAUGCCGAGAUGAAGUCUGAUAAUGUUAAGGAUAAAGAUGCAAAAAUUAGCUUCCUACAGAAGGCCAUAGAUGUGGUGAUAAUGGUUUCAGGAGAGCCCUUGUCGGCAAAACCAGCCCGAAUUGUGGCCGGACAUGAGCCUGAAAGAACAAAUGAGCUGCUGCAGAUCAUUGGAAAAUGCUGUCUCAACAAGCUCUCCAGUGAUGAUGCAGUGAAGAAAGUUUUAGCUGGAGAGAAGGGGGAUGUGAAAGGAAGGGCCUCACUGACCUUGAAGUCUCAAGAACUGGAUAAUAAGAAUGCUAGAGAAGAAGAGUCCAGAAUUUGUAAAGAUAAAGAGGAUAGAAGAAACUCUGAAAUAAAAGAGAGAAGUACAAGCAGAGAUCAAAAACAUAAAGAAGAAUUGAAAGAAGAAAGCAAACCCAAAGAAAAGGAAAGGGACAAGGAGAAGAGCAGGGAGAAUGACAGAGACAGACAUAAAGAUCCAGAGAGAGACAAAUAUAGAGAAGGAGAAAGAGAAAAAACCAAAAACAGGGCCAAGCAAGAGCGAGAGAGGGACAAAGACAGAGGCAACAGAGAGCGGGACAAAGAUGCAGACCGUGAGAAGGAGCGAGAGAGGAGGAGCGAGGGAGGAAAAGAAAAAGAAAGGUUGAGAGACAGGGACAGAGAGCGCGAUCGAGACAAAGCGAGGGACAGGGACAGACGGAGAGUGAAGAACGGAGAGCACUCCAGGGACCCUGAUAGGGAAAAGAGCAGAGAGCAUGAUAAACUAGAGAAAAAGUCAGCAAACUCAGGGGAGAUAUCUAAGAAGUUGUUGGAAGGAUCUUUGAAAGACUCCAAAGCUGAAACAGAGGCUGAGAUUUCUGCUAGAGCAUCCAGGUCAUUGAUGACAAAAACAUCAAAAUGGCGAUCCAAAAAUUCAGUGGAAGGAACAAAAGAAGCUAAUACUUACUCAACCAGUAUUUCACAUGAUAAUUCCACUAGUCUAUGGCGUGAGAAUACUGAGCCAUACCCAGCAGCGAAGCAGAAAGGUGACUCCACCAGCGAUGCAGAAGGAGAAGUUGGACCUGCUGGCCAAGAUAAGUCUGAGGUGUCAGAGAAUUCAGAAAUCCCUAAUGAGCUUUCAUCCAGUCUCAGAAGAAUACCUAGGCCUGGGAGUGCAAGACCAGCGCCUCUCCGGGUCAAACGGCAAGAGAGCGUGGAAGCGUUGACAGCGGACAGGGCAGGGAGUGGUAAAACCGUCUCAAAUGUGAUUGUAGAGUCACAGAAUUCUGACAAUGACGAGGAUGAUCAGUUUGUGGUGGAAGCUGCCCCUCAGCUCUCUGAAAUGUCAGAAAUUGAAAUGGUACCAGCUGUGGACUUAGAAGAGGAAGAGAAGCAUGGCGGACUUGUGAAAAAGAUCUUGGAGACUAAGAAAGAUUAUGAGAAAUUGCAGCAGUCAUCCAAACCCGGAGAGAAGGAGAAAUCGCUGGUCUUUGAGUCAGCAUGGAAGAAGGAGAAGGACGUUGUUUCCAAGGAGAUAGAAAAACUGCGCGUGUCCAUCCAGACCCUGUGCAAAAGUGCGCUUCCCCUGGGGAAGAUCAUGGACUACAUCCAGGAGGAUGUGGAUGCCAUGCAGAAUGAGCUGCAACUGUGGCACAGCGAGAACAAGGAGCAUGCUGAAGCCCUGCGGAAGGAGCGGAGUAUCACGGACUGUGCUGUGGAACCCUUAAAGGCUGAGCUGGCUGAGCUGGAGCAGCUGAUUAGAGACCAGCAAGACAAGAUCUGUGCCGUGAAGGCCAAAAUCCUGAAGAAUGAAGAAAAAAUUCAGAAAAUGGUGUGUGGUAUCAACUUGACUUCGAGAAGGUGAACACGCAAAAGUUUCAAAGAUGAGAAGUCACCAUCAGUUUAAAAAUAAAAAGGAAGGUAGAAAAUCAUUACUCCUUAAAUUUCAGUUUGAAAAAAUGAACAGUUUACAAUGUUAUUAUCCAACUAAUUUUCAGAGCUUUAAAACUUUAGGCAUAUUAAAUAUAUAAAAAGACCAUGUUUUCUUACCUCCCUCCAGCUGGAAUCCUUGCUAGUUAUAAAUAGAUCUUCAAAAUGCCUUUGUGAGUUUUUUUUGCAAGCCUGUUCCUUGUGUUUCUGCUGUGGCCUGUUAAGUUCUGCACCAGAAUCCCUGGCAGGUAAGUGGUGUCAGCAUACCAAGGAAACAGUAGUCCUUUAUUUUAGUUUUCAAGUCUAGUGAAAGGACUUCCAUUGGUUAGCACUGAGUGAAGAAUAACUAUGUGCUUUUUGAUAGGCACUUUAUACGUAGAAUGAGGCCAGAAAAUGAAUGAGCUAUGUUUUUAGUUAAUUUCCAUUUGAAAAGGGUUUAAUUUCAGCCUGUGUCCUUGUAAGGUUCAUGUUGACUUUUUGUUAUUGUUUUUGCUUCCUUUUAAUUGCAUAUACUUCUUUAUGUAAUUUUCUGAUUGGUCCUGGUCCCUGUUAUGUUUUGCUUGUUUUUCUAGCCCUUAAAGUUCAUAAAUCUAAAAAAGGAGAUUUCAGCAUGGCCUUUAUGGACAUUACCUGGACAUGGAAUUGUCAUAGGCUACGUCUUGUUUCUUCAACAUUUGGCUCCUGCGUUUUUCCCACAUAGAGUCAAGUGUAAGCUUCUCUGGAGUCCUUGUUCUCUUUAAGAGGGUCUUGCUCUACGAGGCUCUGGUGUCAUUCCUUUCUUGCAUAGGUAUAUGCACCUAAGUACCUGAGAGACAGGUAGCUUAGGAAAAACCACCAUAAGGAAGACUUAAAAGAAUGUACUGAUUUACAACAUUUUUUUAUGUUAACCAUUUUUUGGAAAUUAGUUUUUAAAGCAAAGGUUUUUUUAAAAAAACAUGAUUUAUAUUUAGUUUUUCACAUAUAUAUAUAAAUAUUGUGAAUACUUUAAUUAAAGUCUUAAGUUAUUAUAUAAAGGAUUUCACUGUUUGGAGACAUAGGUCUUGAGGUCUGGGUCCUGAUACUUUUAUUUCUAGAUUCUCUAUUUAUGUAAACUAAGCAGUGCCAUUUUAAGUGUGAGAAUUGCCUCAGAAGGUUUUGUUUCUUUAAGGAUUAGCACAAAUGGCACAAUUUGGUUUUUGUUAGUGUGAUUUCCAAAAUAAAUCGUUUAUUAAGGCAGUUGUAUGAUUUUCUAAGCUAGUAAGUUUAGGAGCAGAUUAUUAAGAUCUGCCAUUCUGAAACAUUGGUCUUUUUCUCCUUUCUGUAGUGCACCAUAAAAUUUUGUUUGAUCAGAUUAUACUAAAUAUAUUUUUGGGAGCGGGGAGAGGGGUAUUAGUUACCGAGUCCUUCAUGUAUUUAUAAUCUCUUUUCUACUGAAUCGAAUGACUUGGCCAUAACCCUAAGUGGACCCUGUUUUGCUUCAGGUUAAGAUGUCUGCCUUUUAUGAAUUUGUACAUAUGAACAGAAUUUCGUGUUGCAAAAAAUUGAAUACGUUGUAUGUGAGUAAAAUUUUGUAUGAAG